AUAAGGCAUAGUGGUGCUGUGCCACGCUAUGUCUUUAGGAGCUGAGCCCGUCCCGGAAUUCGCCCGGAUACGAAGAAAUGGACUGCAGGCGUCUCGUUCCACAAUCCAAAGUACUUGUUUCUAUUAUCAUCGUUUGCAUUGAUGCAGUUUUGACAUCCGACGUUCAGUCAAGAAAUUCGUGGAUCGCCUCGAUGAUGCUGUCCGGCGCGACGAUUCAGGUCACCCCCGAAGUGUUCAGUGCUGGCGUGUUGGCAACGCUGGCAUCGGGUUUCAAGGCAAAGGAAAAAAGAGGCCUCGCUUACGAAGCCAGCUUCAGUGACCUGCAGAUCUCGCACACUCUGGGGAUCCCGCUGGUUUCAAAGGGCGUAAAGGCCUCGGUGUACAUCAACUCCCUGAAGUGGCGCCUGGAAGUCCUUGUCAACGAUGCCACCGGUGAAACAACGUUCAGAGACUUUCAGUUCCACCUUGGGCAUGUCACCGUGAAGACCAAAGGCUUGUGGUAUCUGGACCACGUCGUCGGCGCUUCACUGAACGUUCUUUUGGAGAUGACUCACGAUACAAUGCAGAGGAUAGGAACAGUAUUGCGACACGUAUAUUACAGAGGCGAAGAGGAAACGAGGAAGGCAGGCACCAUGAAGUCGACGGAGAGCUGGAGCAUCGAGGAUUCCGUACUGGCGUCGUCGCGCCGCAAGUGGCUGCGCUACUGGUACGGCGGCGUCGGGGUGAUGCUCAUCGUGUUCGUGCUCAUGCUCACCCUGUCCACCAUGAUCCGAGCAGGCACCGUGCACGUGGCGCGAGUGUGA
Dermacentor silvarum is the source of this 803-nucleotide messenger RNA. RefSeq lists its product as uncharacterized. Bases 78 to 803 code for a protein of 241 amino acids. NCBI's taxonomy places the organism in Eukaryota, Metazoa, Arthropoda, Arachnida, Ixodida, Ixodidae. The record is from RefSeq and is a predicted model, not a curated record. The transcript has 3 exons.